Molecule: messenger RNA, 5131 nt
Organism: Physella acuta
Lineage: Eukaryota; Metazoa; Mollusca; Gastropoda; Physidae
Biological process (GO): protein phosphorylation
Molecular function (GO): ATP binding; protein kinase activity
Source: RefSeq, a predicted model, not a curated record
UUCAAUAUCAAUGCAAUAGUUUUAUAGUAUUCAUUGUACUAGAUUUCUAGAUAUAGAAUCUAGAUCUAUGAAAUAUUUAUUUAUAUUAUUACAAGAUCUAAAUGUCUAGUACUAGUACAUGAAAAAAGCUUUGAACAUUUUUGUAAAAACAAAUAAUGAAACGCAAUUUACCAAAAGAAGAUGAACCAGUUGUGUCCAAAGUUCCCAGAUUUUCAACUGGUGAUAGUGAGGGUACAUUAGAUGAAGAAAAUUCCAAUUCUACCUUACCAUCCACAACAUCUGUUAGUGAGUCUUCAGUCGUACAGUCCUUGAGUAAUGGCCAGCCAAACAAUAGUGAAUCAAUUAGCUCAGGAGCUAAUGGUGGGCCAAACAACAGUGAAUCAAUUAGCUCAGGAGCUAAUGGUGGGCCAAACAACAGUGAAUCAAUUAGCUCAGGAGCUAAUGGUGGGCCAAACAACAGUGAAUCAAUUAGCUCAGGAGCUAAUGGUGGGCCAAACAACAGUGAAUCAAUUAGCUCAGGAGCUAAUGGUGGGCCAAACAACAGUGAAUCAAUGAGCUCAGGAGCUAAUGGUGGGCCAAACAAGAGUGAAUCAAUGAGCUCAGGAGCUGCAAGAACCACAGCCAUCACUGAGUUGCCUAUAGCCAUGCCCGGCAGGUUCACUAUGCUACACAACAGAAUAUUCCCAUCACAAGGGCUAUGUUUGAGAGGGGAGGGGAGAACAAGGAGCAUUUCAGCUUGUGAAAGCCAUUCCUCAAGAGUGGAGCAGUUCUUGCCCCAAGAAUCAGCCAGGGUGAGAUUGUGCCCCAGCAGACACUCCCCAGUACAAGCCCAGUCUAUAGACAGGACCAAUGGGGGUAAGGCUAGCAGUCCUGGCUCUAUGUCUGCUGGUAGCUCCAGUCUGGGGGACACACACCACUGGCUCCUGCACCCAACCCAGGAAGAUUCCAGCAACACUGCUAGAGCUGGCCAGGAACCAUCUCAUGCCACAAAGCAGAAGACUAGCGGCUCCUCACCUGACCAAAAUGGAGCAGCAUCUGAGCACAAGAGAACUAGUUCACCAAGCAGCUCUGGGAGCUUGUUUAGAAAGGCCUCCUCCUCUUUGGGGUAUACUGCAGGAUCACAUCAAACCAGCCUCAUAGGACCAUGUAAAACCAGCCUUAUAGGACCAUGUAAAACCAGCCUUAUAGGACCAUGUAAAACCAGCCUUAUGCCCAGAAAAAAAUCAAACUCAGAAUCAACUGUAUCCAGAUGUAUUGGCAUAGAGGGAUCUUCUGCUCGCAGUAGAGGACUGACAACAUUUUCUGCUCUCAGUUCUGGCUACCAGCCAUCCACAUUUCUGCCAGCUGCUUCAACAGGUGCAUCAGCUGCAUCAAAAAUAAUCAAUGCAUCAACUCUUAAAUGUGCUUCAUCAAUAACAGGUGCAUCAAAAGUAACUGGUGCAUCAGCAGUAUCAGGUGCUUCAGCAGUCACAUGUGCGUCAACAGUAACAGGUGCUUCAUCAGUCACAGGUGCAUCAACAGCAACAGGUGUAUCAGCAGUAACAGGUGCUUCAUCAGUCACAGGUGCAUCAACAGUAACAGGUGCAUCAACAGCAGCUGAAACUCCUUCUAGUUUUGUGUCAGGAUCUAGGCAUGAAGAAAGCUCAGAGCUUAGGCUCAUGCCCAGGCAUGAAGAGAGCUCAGAGCUUAGGCCCAUGCCCAGGCAUGAAGAGAGCUCAGAGCUGCGGCUGAUGUCGAGGAUGAGACUGAUGUACCACUCGUGGUCUGCUGCUGUAGUGGCUGCUGGUGACCAGCACCAUCUGGACGCUGGCUUGUCUUCAUCUUUGCUCAUCCCACCAGCAGGUCAGGCCAUCAAUGCCCAGAGACCUUACUUACCCCGGGGUUUGGUGCACGACGCCCGACUGCCAUCUUGGUGGCAAACCACACUAGAGCAAGCUGGGCAGAUAGAAGCAGCUGAUGUUGCCUCGCCAGAAACUCCGAAGCCUUUUCCUGCGCCUGAGGAGGACCUUGUGGGGGAGAGCACCAACCAGAGUGGAAGCAACAACAAAAACUAUGCAGCUUUGAUUAAAAGGGCUGGGCCGUAUAUACUAGGGCCAAGGAUUGGGUCCUCACCAGUCAGAAGUAUUGUCCAGUGUUUGGCACGCAAAGAGGGAACUAGCAAAUUCUACAUCAUCAAGAUCCUGACCUUGACUGAGCCAGCUCAAGAGAGCAUGGAUGACAGACAGGGCAAGAUGCUGAUGUUGACAGAGUUCUCUCUACUGUCCCAGCUCACACAGGCUAAAGGAGUUGUCCAUUGUAGAGAUUUCUUUAAGGACCAGGCCUGGGACACGAGAGAGAAGAGGCUGGUCAAGCGCCUGUGUCUGGUGGUGGACUGUCUGAUGGCGCAUGACUACGAGCCUGAAUCUCAGUUCCUCAUUAACCUCCAACACCAUGUCAUCCAUGAGAAAAAGCUGAAUGAGAAAGAGGCUUUGAUUAUAUUUUGGGACAUUGCAAGAAUUGUGGAGCAGCUUCACAAGAAAAAUAUUGUGCACCGUGACCUGAAGCUGGGCAACAUGAUUGUAGACAGACGUUCAUGGAGGGUAACUCUGACCAACUUUUGUCUGGGCAAACAGUUACACUCUGAGAAAGAUAAACUUCGCGACCAGAGAGGUAGCCCGGCAUACAUCAGUCCUGAUGUUCUCAGUGGGAAACCCUACUAUGGCAAGCCAAGUGACAUGUGGGCUCUGGGUGUAGUCUUGUUCACCAUGCUCUAUGGCCAGUUCCCUUUCUAUGACUGCAUGCCACAGGAACUCUUUAGGAAAAUCAAAUGUGCUGAGUUCACUAUCCCAAAUGAUGGCAGAGUAAGUGAAGACACCAAGCAGUUGAUCCACCAGCUGCUGACCCUAGAUCCACAAACAAGAAUGACCGCUGGUCAAGUGGUUGAUGCUUUGGAAACUAGCAUUGGUAAAUGGAAAGGCAUGAUGGCUUGUGAGAGCGACCAGGUUGUGCCCAACAUUGCUGCAGCAGAGCCAGAGCUGGCAGAGAAUGAUUCCCAGGCCAGGGCAUCUAGCCCUACACUGUGCAGGGAGCAGACGACAGAGGGCAGACGCCAGGGGGCGGAGGGCAGCAAACCCGUGCUGAUCAAACACUCCACGGAUGCCAAACCCAUGUCAUCUGCUGAAGUGCUAGCCAUACGUCAUCUUUUUACCAACAGGAGCUAAGUUGAGCUCUCUGGGUUGGUAUGGUCAGAUCAAGAUUUGAUUGGUUGGAUGGUCAGAUCGACAUUAGAUUGGUUGGGAUGGUCAGAUCGACAUUAGAUUGGUUGGCAUGGUCAGAUCGACAUUAGAUUGGUUGGGAUGGUCAGAUCAUUAGAUUGGUUGGGAUGGUGAGAUCAACAUCUGAUUGUUAACUUUUUCUGGAUAUGUAAAAGUUAAUUAUGGUGUGGAAAGGUGUAAAUAAAAAUUAAAUGUUUUAGGAACCAAAUUGAAAUAAUGUACGAUCAUUAAUUUUCUGUAUUGCUUUAGAUACAACAGUAAAAUAUUUUUAGUUUUAUUUACAUUUAAAAUUAAAUUGAUACAUUUUUAAUAGAGAAAUUGUUCAUUUAUACUGUCAACUGGGAGUAGAAAUAAUUUUUUUAUGUUUAAGAUUGAUGUACAUUUUUUUAUCGGUCUAUCUUGGUGUAAAUAUGUUGGAAGUUGAUAAGUUGUACAUUGAAAAGUUUGGUCUAAGUUGAUGUAAAUUUAUUAUACCAAGGAGAUGAAGGUAUUUGUAUGGGCAGCCUGGGAGUGUUUAGCUCACCUCUAGAUGGACUGGUGCAUUCUUCUCAUACUGGCUCAGGUGGGGCUGGCAAAAACAACAACCAACAUAACAUUAGAGGGGGGGGGAGGGGAAGAAUAUCUUCUCACAGUGAUGUUUUAGGAUGUGCUGAUCUAGAGAUGUGAUGUUUUAGGGAUGUGAUGUUUUAGGGAUAUGAUUAUCCUGAAGUGUGCUGCUCAUUGUGAGCUCUUUAAAUGCUUGUAAUAAAAUUUAACACAUUUUUAAUUCAAAGUCAGAAUUCACUGUAUCCCCAGAUCUAGUUAAUGUCAAUUAGAAAUUGUUAAUGAAGUUUCAAUCUCUGGGGUUAAAGUUAAUGAUGUCAUGUGACUAGGAAAAGUUAACUGGGGCUCACUAAUUCACUAUAAUUAUUUCUCUUGUGAGGUGAAUCCUAUUUGUUCCACAGCUAUUCCAUGAGUCAUUGAACUGGUGAAAAAAAAUCAAAUUUUCUGAAAGGUUAAUGCAGAACUGACAGACAGAAUGUGCCAUAAAAAAUUUUUAAUUUUAUUAUUUAUACAUUUUUUUUUUAAUCUGAAAAUGUUAUUACAAUGAGCUGUAGUAAUGUGAUUUUGGGAUUCAAAUUCUACCAUUAUAAUAACAUUAUACAAUUGUCCAAGUAUUUUCAUGUUAUAGAUAUAAAUUGUGUUUUUAAAAUGGCUGCACUGAGUAUUCAUCAAAAUAUGAAUUAAAAAAUAUCAAAUUUUGAGUGAUUUACUUUAUUGGUAUUAGACAAUCAUUGGUUUCAAACCAUGCCAUCACAAUGCAGCACCCAGUGGAAAAAUAUAUUUUACAAGUGACAUAUUUACAGAUAAAAUACACUGGAGCUCUUCACACUCCUUGCCCUACAUGACAGCAGGUACUCUAGUUUUAUAUCUCAUUUAUCAACCAAAUUGCCGUUCACUCCCCUGAUUUAUUAAAAAUAAUUGUCAUUCACUCCCUUAUGGGUAAACAAAAAAUUAACUCCCCUGAUUUGACAGGGACCAACCAUAACUGACAGUGAAUUUGUAUGGUAUUUUACAAGGUGAAAAACCAAAUUCUGUAAUCUACAGAGUAGAAAUUGUUACUAAUGUAACACAAUGUAUAAUUUUAAAAAUCAAAACAGCCAAACAGUGAAAUUAUCCCCUUAUAUAAUAAGAUAAGAAUUCAAGAGUAACGUACAAUGGAUGUGAUUUAACAAUCUCCCGCCCAGGACAUCAAAAGUAGUUUACUUACCCGACGGCUAUGAGAAAAGAUAUUUAGAAAUGACCACUAAUGUUUAGAAAUAAAAAGCAUCUAACACAAAAUAUUCUGAAAUUAUUAUGUAUUAGGUAAAAUAUUACUUUAAUCUAAAAAAAACAAA